CUUGUGUCAGCACUGGGGAUAAUGCCACCUCCUCAAAAUGUCAGGAUGAAUUCAGUUAAUUUCAAAAACAUUCUUAAAUGGGUCUCACCUGCUUUUACCAAGGGGAACCCUACUUUCACAGCUCAGUAUGACAGUUAUAAGAAAUUCCAAGAAGUAUGCAAAAGUACUGCCUCCAUGGAAUGUGAUUUCAAGUACGGUGACCACACCGUGAGAAUCAGGGCAGAGUUUGCAGAGGAGCAUUUGGACCGGGUAAACAUCACUUUCUGUCCUGUGGAUGACACUGUUAUUGGACCUCCUGUAGUACAUGUAGAAGCACUUGCAGAUUCUUUACAGAUGCAUUUCUUAGCCCCUCAAAUUGAGAAUGAACCCUGCACAUGGCUCAUGUGGAAGAUUUAUGACUUCUGCAAAAAUGGAACUGAUAAAAAGUUUGAGGUCACUGUUCAGUACAACUUUGAAAUCGUCCAGAACCUAGAACCAUGGACAACUUACUUCAUUCAAGUUCAAGGGUUUCUUCCUGAUCAGAACAAAACUGGGGAAUGAAGUGCACCUGUGUGUGAUCAGCCAGGCAAGGAUGACACAACCUCCUCCUGGCUGGCGGCCUUUAUCCUCAUAGUCUCUGUCUUUGUGGUUUUUCUCAUGCUCCUGGGAUGCUUUGCCUUGCUGUGGUAUAUCUAUAAGAAGACCAAGUAUGCAUUCUCACCCAGGAGUUCUCUUCCACAGCACCUGAAAGAGUUUUUGGGCCACCCACAUCAUGGCACAUUUCUGGUUUUCUCCUUCCCACUCUCCUGUGAGAGUGAUGUUUUUGACAAACUAAAUGUCAUUACAGAAUCCUCUGAAAGCAGCAAGCAGAAUCCUGAUGACAGUUGCAGCCUUGAGGCCCCAUCUGGACUAGGACCCCCAGAGUUAUUUUCCAAGGAGGAAAUCUACUCAGCAGGACCCAGCGACACUGCUAUCCCUGAGUCUCCCUCAGAGGGAGAUCAGCAGGACAACCUGAGCAAACACCAAAUCUACAACUCUCAGACAGUGGACUUGUCCAAGCAACCAGAGGACUAA
This is a messenger RNA of Fukomys damarensis (Damara mole-rat), 1053 nucleotides long. Its product is annotated as interleukin-10 receptor subunit beta-like. Gene Ontology annotation, molecular function: interleukin-10 receptor activity; protein binding. The record is from RefSeq and is a predicted model, not a curated record. NCBI's taxonomy places the organism in Eukaryota, Metazoa, Chordata, Mammalia, Rodentia, Bathyergidae.